CAGAAUUUGCUCUCCAUAAAAGUAAAGUAGCCUUGUGUGUAACGCCAAAUAAUCUAAUCUUUCCCAUUUCUAAUCAACUUUAUCAAAAGAAAAGCCUUGCACAGGACAGGUCCCUAGCAUCUCCUGAAUUUCAGCUGUCUAGUAUGGGAAAAAUCUGGGUUGAAGUUUGCUUGAUAUCUGCUCGUGGGCUUCGACAUACUUCCUCCCUCUGGAAGCUUCAGUGGUUCGCGGUCGGUUGGAUUGAUCCUAACAAUAAAUAUUGCACCAAGAUCGAUUCCUCUGGGAAUACAAAUCCCAUAUGGAAAACCAAGUUUGCUACCUUGGUUGAUGAUGCGAACUUUCAAGAUAUGGCACUACAUGUUGAGGUAUACAGCAGAGAGCCCAUUUUCCUCAGAGAAAGACGUCAAGGCACAGCCACUGUCCUCUUGAAAGAAUUUUUGUCUAAGUAUAGCAAAAGCUCAGAGGCCUUCAAGCCAGGAAAAGAAGUAGGUAGCUACCAACUGCGCAAAAGAAACUCCAGCAAACCACAGGGGUUUGUAGAUAUUUCUAUUCGUCUCUCAGAGGACGGGGGAGAACCAAGUUCAUAUGCAGGCAAUGAAGGAGAAAUUGUGCUGAUGGAUCAUGGUAGCAACUUCGCAUCGUCUUCUGAAGGUGGGUCUCGGCAAGGUUAUCAGUCAGAAAUACCUCUUGCUCCUGUCAGACGGCCAGAAAAUCAAUCAUCAAAAUUUUCAUAUGCUCUUCCAAUGCCUUAUCCUACAAAUUAUUCCAAUCCACCCAUGGGUGGACCAAGUUACCCCCCAGCAGCUGGACCUAGCCAUCAUCCCCCACGCACUCCACCACCACCACCGCCGCCGCCUUCUAACGUUGGUUAUAUACCCACCUUUCUUCCAAAUUCAGACUACAUAAAUAUGCCAUCAUCUGCAGCAGCACCUGGACUGGGUCCCAGACCUGGGUUAGCAAUGGGGGUUGGUGCUGGGGCUCUGGCUGCAGGUGCUAUGAUUUUUGGUGAUGACUUCAUGUCAGGAUUUGAUAUUCCUGCAGGCUUACCGGAUCCUAGUCUUACAAUAUCAACAGAUCCUCCUUUCUGAAACGUGGGAGGUACAAUUUCCUGUAAUAUGUUGAAAUACUCUAAGACUUGAUUAUCUCAUAAUUUCCACCUUCUCUA
This is a messenger RNA of Manihot esculenta (cassava), 1165 nucleotides long. Its product is annotated as probable inactive serine/threonine-protein kinase slob2. Gene Ontology annotation, biological process: defense response. The transcript has 2 exons. Bases 144 to 1088 code for a protein of 314 amino acids. Lineage: Eukaryota; Viridiplantae; Streptophyta; Magnoliopsida; Malpighiales; Euphorbiaceae. The record is from RefSeq and is a predicted model, not a curated record.